Pyrenophora tritici-repentis Pt-1C-BFP is the source of this 1327-nucleotide messenger RNA. RefSeq names its product Exo-beta-1,3-glucanase. NCBI's taxonomy places the organism in Eukaryota, Fungi, Ascomycota, Dothideomycetes, Pleosporales, Pleosporaceae. Gene Ontology annotation, biological process: carbohydrate metabolic process; cell wall organization. Gene Ontology annotation, cellular component: extracellular region; cell surface; fungal-type cell wall. Gene Ontology annotation, molecular function: glucan endo-1,3-beta-D-glucosidase activity. The record is from RefSeq and is a predicted model, not a curated record.
ACUUCCGCGACUCUACGUCACAGUCAUUCUUUCUCUCAUUAACUCACACUCGUUCUUUGUAAUUGGUAUUGUCACUCUUUGACACAUAUAUCGGCCUUUUUGACGCUUACCGCGAAUCCGUACUGGAAUUGAUAAUCAUCCAUCCCCACCAUCGUACACCUAUCAGCAUUACCAUAAUCCAAGAUGCGCUUCUCUGCCGUUGCAGCUGCCCUAGCGGCCACGCCUGCCGUUGUGUCCGCAGCAAGGGGUACCAUGGGCUUUGCUCUUGGAACGAAGAUGGGCAACGGAGCUUGCAAGACACAACAGGACUACAUGGAUGACUUCCAGGCCAUCAAGGCAUCCUCUGGCUCUACACUCGUCCGUGGCUACGCAGCCUCCGACUGCGGCAUGGCCAGCCUUAUCCUCCCAGCAGCCAAGCAGAGCGGCUUCAAGGUCGUCCUCGGUAUCUGGCCCGAUGUCGAAGACUCAUUCAACAAGGACCUCAAGGCCAUCAAGGACGUUGCCGACCAAUAUGCCGACACCAUCUACGCCGUUACCGUCGGUUCCGAAACUCUGUACCGCGGCAACUUCACUGGCCCCGAGCUCGCCAACAAGAUUAAGACUGUCAAGUCUACGCUUGGUAACAACAUCAAGUGUGGCACUGCAGACUCGUGGAACAAGUUCAAGGAUGGAACAGGUGAUGCCGUCAUUGCUGUUGCAGACAUCAUCAUGGUCAACGCUUUUGCCUUUUGGCAGGGUGCUGCUGCUGGUUCCGAUGCUACCAAGGUUUACCUUGACGACAUGUACCAGGCCAUUACCCACAUUGAGAAGGUUGCUGGUGGAGCUGGCAAGGGCCCUGAAGUUUGGAACGGCGAGACCGGUUGGCCCACCGCUGUAGGCACCGACUAUGAGGCUGCUCAAGGUGGUCUCGACAACGCAAAGAACUUCUACCAGCAUGGCUUCUGCUCCCUGCUCGAUUACGGCUUCAACGGCUUCUACUUUGAGGCUUUCGAUGAGCCAUGGAAGCCUGCUUCCAUCGGUGACAACGGAAAGGCUGCUGAUGAGACUGCUUGGGGUGCUAUGACCGCUGACCGUAAGGCCAAGUUCUCGCUCAAGUGCUAAAAUGGGGCUUUCUUUGCAUGUAUGGGUCUACUGAGAAGGAUAAAAAGGUGUAUGGGUCUAUAGAUCAUUGUGGGAAUAGAGCGGUUGUAUAUCGGACAACAUUGCAUAUGGGUACCGGGCCUUGGAUGUAUCGCUUUGUCUCUAUGCAAAAGUAACAGUAUGUGUUACACACUCGGUUGAGGGUUACGUUUAUAGUCUGCUCAACUUAUAGUGACUGCCUAAAAUU